GGUCCAGUGGUUCCUAAGCUAAAGGAGGUUAUAAAGGAAGUUUGAAACCUCCUUUUCUAUCAUGUAGACUAGAGAAUUCGAACGGCACUUAUCAUGGCUGCCACUGAGGGACUUCUGGGUCAUUUCACUCGGUUAGGAAGGUUCCUAAGCUAAAUGGACUAUUCGACUUCAGCCCGAGAGGAAAUCUCUGGGCUGACCUGAUAACAAAGUCUCAGCACCGCCUACAGUGGGAUCGCGGUUAGUUGAGCCAGAAAACACAAAGAUAUCCUGGGUAUGUUGAACCGUUUUGUUUAGGACAUCCAGUUCAGAAUCCCUAAAAAACGUUCUAACUUUAACUUUAAGUUGCUCCUGCAAGGCACAGUGCUUCCUCACAAUACACCAUUUUGAUCGUUUGCACAUUCAACACACACCAAGGCAUGAUGAAUUUGCAGGAAUACUUCAUAAGAAUUGGUCUUCAAGGCUCCUUUGAUAAACCGGAUCUCGAAACACUGAAGCUGAUCCACAAACGGCACGUCAUGUCCGUUCCUUUUGAAAACCUCAGCAUGCACUGUGGCGAGCGGCACAUCCUGGACCUGGAGUUCACGUUCAACAAGAUAGUGAGGAGCGGCCGGGGGGGCUGGUGCCUCGAGAACAACUCCCUGUUUGGCUGGGUGCUGAGAGAAAUGGGUUACGACACUACCAGGUUGUCCUCCAGAGUUUUCAACAGUAGCACAAAUGCAUUUUCCCCCACUGAUAGUCAUCUCGUCCACAAGGUCGUCGUCGAUGGAAAGGCUUAUAUAGCAGAUGUGGCCUUUGGGAUGUCUUUCCAGAUGUGGGAGCCCAUGGAGCUCGUCUCUGGAAAGGAUCAGCAUCAGGCCGCGGGUGUAUUUCGCUUCAUAGACAAGGGGGAAAAGUGGGUUCUGGAGAAGACGAGCAGAAAGACCAAGGUUCUCAAUCCAGACUUUGCUGAUUCUAGUCUUGUGAAGAGGCAGGAGACGAGGACGAUAUACUGCUUUACCUUGGAGCCUCGAGAAGUUGAGCAUUUCUCCGAAGCAAACAACACACUUCAGACAGAUCCUAAAUCGCUGUUCAUGAAUAAAUCCAUCGUCUCUCUGCAAACAGCGGCAGGGUUCAGAGCGCUUAUGGGCUGGACCUACAGCGAGGUCACCUUCAAACCAGAGGAAGGUGUCGAUGUCUUCGACCUGAGAAACAUAGAAGAUGAGGAGAAAGAGCAAGUUCUUCUGGAGAAGUUCAAUAUAAAGCUGCAGAAGAAACUGCAGAUUGUAAGCAACAAAACAUGGUACACACUCUGAAAUAAUAAUAACAGAUUUAUUUUGUUAGCGCUUUUACAGGUGCUCAAAGAUGCUUUACAGAUAUAGUGAAGAGAAAAGAACAACAAAUAAAUAUAUAUAGUUAA
This is a messenger RNA of Gymnodraco acuticeps, 1396 nucleotides long. RefSeq names its product arylamine N-acetyltransferase, pineal gland isozyme NAT-10-like. NCBI's taxonomy places the organism in Eukaryota, Metazoa, Chordata, Actinopteri, Perciformes, Bathydraconidae. The transcript is spliced from 3 exons. Gene Ontology annotation, molecular function: acetyltransferase activity. The record is from RefSeq and is a predicted model, not a curated record. Bases 417 to 1292 code for a protein of 291 amino acids.